GCAGGGACCCCUGUGCGAGGCUCUCUGGGUAGGAAUGACCCCCAUGACGAGGAGGACGCAAGGAGUCCUGCAUCUCCCAUGGUCGUGUGGAAGGGGAAACGUUGGCAGUUGUAGCCCGGAUAAAAAAAAUUUCACGUGCUGAAAUCAUUAAAGGAGCAGUUUGUCAGAGUGCAAGAUGGUGUUAAAUGAAAUGAAUGAUGAUGGGCCUGAGCAAGAAGACAGCAGAGGCCCAGAGCCUGAUGUCAUUGCCAAAGGAAACAUACUUGAGAGUUUCACAGAGAGUCAAGAAACACAGGAGUUGAUUAAUAACCUUAAACUGGUGCAUGAAGACCUCAUAUUGCAAGAAUCAGCACUUGAAAAAUUCAAAGGCAUAAUGGAUAAGUAUCAAGAACAACCUCACCUUUUGGAUCCCCAUUUAGAGUCCAUGUUGAAUUCUCUACUUAGUAUUAUCCGGGAUGAAGCAUCUCCACCUUCUUUAAUUCAUCUGAGCUUUCAGUUUCUCUACAUCAUUUCAAAGGUACGGGGAUAUAAAACUUUCCUGCGGCUAUUUCCUCAUGAAGUUGCUGAUGUACAACCUGUUUUAGAUAUGCUUGUAUAUCAGAAUCCUAAAGACUACAAGACCUGGGAGACUCGGUAUAUGCUCUUGCUGUGGUUGUCUGUAACGUGCCUGAUCCCAUUUGAUUUGGCACGGUUAGAUGGAAAUAUCUCUUCCUCAGAAGGAUCCCCUCGAGUGUCAACAAUGGAUCGUGUCCUCGCAAUAGCAAAAUCUUACCUUACUGUAAGCGAUAAGUCUCGAGAUGCAGCUGCAGUCUUAGUCUCAAAGUUUAUUACCCGUCCUGAUGUCAAACAAAAAAGAAUGGCAGACUUCCUGGACUGGACCCUUUCAACCUUAUCUAAAUCCUCUUUUCAGACUAUGGAGGGAGCUAUUGUAAUGGAUGGUAUGCUUCAAGCUCUGGCAAAACUUUUUAAACAUGGAAAGAGGGAAGACUGUUUACCAUAUGCUAGUACAGUGCUUGAAUGCCUUGAUAACUGCAAACUCUCUGAAAGUAACCAAACUCUUCUUCGGAAGCUGGGAGUGAAACUUGUUCAACGACUCGGCCUGACAUUUCUUAAGCCAAAGGUGGCAAAGUGGAGGUAUAAGCGGGGUUUCCGAUCUCUAGCUGAAAAUCUGCAGUGUUCUACUGGCAGUGCUGCUGCACAGAAAGUUUCAAAGGCAGUUCCUGCCAUGGAAGAGGAGGAGGAGGAAGAGGAAUAUGACAUUCCAGGAGAGGUUGAAAAUGUUGUAGAGCAGUUGUUGAUCGGACUGAAAGAUAAGGACACUGUUGUCAGAUGGUCUGCAGCAAAAGGGAUUGGUAGACUGACUGGAAGAUUACCGAAAGAGCUGGCUGAUGAUGUGGUUGGAUCCGUCUUAGAUUGUUUCAGUUUCCAGGAAACUGACAAUGCUUGGCAUGGUGGAUGUUUAGCUCUCGCUGAAUUAGGAAGAAGAGGGUUGCUGUUGCCCUCCCGGCUCUCCAGUGUUGUUCCUGUGAUUUUAAAAGGACUGACCUAUGAUGAGAAGCGGGGAGCCUGCAGUGUUGGUUCUAACGUACGGGAUUCUGCAUGUUAUGUAUGUUGGGCUUUUGCUCGUGCCUACGACCCCUUAGAACUGAGGCCGUUCGUUAAUCAGAUUGCAAGUGCUCUGGUUAUAGCUGCCGUGUUUGAUCGUGAUAUUAAUUGUAGGAGAGCUGCCUCGGCUGCCUUCCAGGAGAAUGUUGGUAGACAGGGUACUUUCCCACACGGAAUUGACAUUUUGACUGCUGCUGAUUAUUUUGCAGUUGGUAACAGAGCUAACUGCUUCCUAAAUAUAAGUGUAUAUAUUGCUGGGUUUCCUGAGUAUACACAACCCAUGAUUGAUCACCUGGUUAACAUGAAGAUCAACCACUGGGAUGGUGUUAUUCGAGAAUUCUCAACCAAGGCUCUGCAUAAUCUCACUCCACAGGCCCCUGAAUAUAUGGCAAAUGUCGUUCUGCCAAAACUGCUUCCAUUGGCAGUUGGCACAGACCUUCAUACACGCCAUGGCGCUAUUCUGGCCUGUGCUGAGAUUACCCUUGCCUUGAAGGAACUAGCAGAAAAAAAUAAGAGAUCUAUUACAUCAUAUUUGGAUGAAAGAGCCUUGGAAGGACUUAAGCAGAUCCAUGUGGAGCUUUGCCAUCGCCAGUUGUAUAGGGGUUUAGGUGGAGAACUAAUGAGACCAGCUGUCUGCACUUUGAUUGAAAAGUUGUCGCUUUCCAAAAUGCCGUUUAGGAAAGAUCCCAUAAUUGAUGGCUGGCAGUGGCUGAUAAAUGACAGUUUACGGUGUCUCCAUCUGGUUUCAAGCAAUGCAAGGCAUCAAAUAAAAGAAUCAGCUGUCUCUGCCUUAGCUGCUUUGUGUAAUGAAUAUUACUGCACUGAAGGAGGAGAAGCAAAUCCAGCUCAACAAGAUGAGCUGGUGAAUCAAUACAUCUCAAGUCUUCAAAGCCAUGAGGAAAUGAUUCGAUGUGGCUUUUCUCUAGCCCUGGGUGCCCUUCCUAAGUUUCUUCUAAAAGGCAAGCUGAAGGAGGUUUUGGAAGGUUUAAAGAGAGUCACUUUCAUUUCCCCUGAAACUGUGAGCUUUGCUGAAUCCAGACGAGAUGCGUUAAAAGCUAUUGCACAGGUUUCUCUGACAGUUGGUGUGAAAGGAGAAGGGUCACCUGCUGAAUUUGUCUGCAAAAAUAAUAUUGGGCAGAUAUACAGCAUUCUGCUGGAUGGUCUGAAUGAUUACACAACAGACAGUCGAGGUGAUGUUGGAGCAUGGGUGAGAGAAGCUGCUAUGACCAGUUUAAUGAAAAUAACCCUGUUGUUAACUCAGACUGAGCCAGAGUUAAUCGACGCAAAGGUCUCAGAGCAAAUCAUGUGCUGUGUGGCUCAACAAGCAGCUGAAAAAAUUGACCGAUUUCGAGCCCAUGCAGGAUCUGUGUUCCUCAAGAUGCUCUACUUUGACAACCCUCCUGUCCCACACAUACCCCACAGGGAAGAUUUAGAGAGAAUAUUUCCAAGGUCAGAGGCAGUGACUUUCAACUGGAAUGCACCAUCACAAGCCUUUCCCAGAAUCACACAGCUUUUGGGCUUAGCACCCUACCGCUACCAUGUUCUAACAGGUCUGACUGUAUCUGUUGGUGGACUGACCGAAUCCACAGUGCGAUGCUCAUCACAAAGCCUGUUUGACUAUCUGAAGGACAUUCAGAAUGACACAGAUGCCAUGAACAGUUUUUGUGAGACACUGCUGCAAGUUUUUGAGAACAACUUGCAGAAUGACAGGAUAUCCGUGCCACUGCUAAAGAUGCUGGACCAGCUAUUGGCCAGUGGCUGCUUUGAUAUCUUCCUAUCUGAAGAAAAUCACCCAUUUCCUGUAACUUUACUUAAACUGUGUAAAGAAGAGAGCAGGAGAUCUAAAGAUAUCCAGAAGCUUCGCUCCAGCAUUGCAGUGUUUUGCGGUCUGAUUCAAUUUCCAGGUGACAUGAGAAAACAAGUUCUGUUUCAACUUUUCCUGCUUCUCUGCCAUCCAUUUCCUGUUAUAAGGAAGACAACAGCCAGCCAGGUUUAUGAAAUGCUGUUAACAUACAGUGAUGUCGCUGAACCUGAGGUUAUAGAUGAGGUCAUGACGAUUCUAAGUGACACUAACUGGGAUGCAGAUUUGCCAUUUCUGAGGACGCAGCGUAACCAUCUCUGUGAUUUAAUGAAAGUGCCCAAACCUCAAUUGGUAACCAAGAGCACACAACGGAGAACUCCUUAAUAUGAAAACAACAAUUCUUGGGCCCUUUGGAGCCAAAAGAGUGUCAAUGUAACAACUAAUGUAGCCUGGAAAAAGCUGAAGAAGAGAGACUAAGACGACUGAAAGCCUGCCUUUGGAUGCUGCAUAUGUACCAAGAUUGUUUUGUUAAGCCAAAUGUUUUGUUUUGUUUGGGUAACAUAAACUUGUUUUGCUCACUCCAUGAUCUGUAACCACAAGAUGGCAGGUUGGCCACAGGAUCUUCUCUUGUGUUUCAUAUUCAAUAUGAAAGCUGAUUGCAAAUGUUGUGCUUUUUUCAAAACUGAAUUAAAGUAACUACUGAACAGCGAAACCACCACAAUAUUCACUCUUCCUAGCUGUUUCCCCCUGUUCCGAUGACAUAUUUCUACUUGCUAAGGGAAGUUCUGCUGUCAUGCAUCACUUAGCACACUAUUCUGUAGGAAUUUGCAACUCCGGUUGCUGUGUGCACACAAGCGUAGUGGCUUUCUCUCUGAAAACAAGAGGGGUUGGCAGGCAGAAAUGUAUUUCAAUUCUAAUAUGUCAACUGGACAAAGUGACACAGUGAGGUUCAGGAAAAAACUGUUGAUGUUCUUGGCUUAUAUGGAGGGCACCAAGACAAUGGGAUUACAACAGAUACACUGUGUGUUUUCAAUUAUCCCCUCCCACACAACUAACUCUUUUGCUAUGUGAAAGAAGGGUUAUUGCUAGGCCAAAAAUAAGCAUAAUUCUCCUCUUCCUUCACUGAAAGUCUUCAAUCUGUGAAAUAGUUUUAAUUGUGUACUAUUGCCUUGAAUGUUUAUAGUUAAGGUCAUUGUAUGGAGAGGAUUCACUAGUAAGAUCAUGUUCUUACAGCAAACAGCAGAAGCCGAGAGGCGUACCUUACAUAAAGAGUUAAUCUGUAGGCUGUCAGAGCAAAAGCUUCAUGAAGACAGUUUUCAACUAUCUGAACACGGAGGUUUUACAACAGAAAUACCAUUUAUCUCUCAUUCUGCCCCAGAAUGUUAUAAUGCAGGGGCCACUUUAAUCCUUGCGUAUGAAGCACGUGUAUCACAAAGCGUAACAGAUUCAGAGGGACAGCCCAGCUGUUCCUGCCGAUGCUGGGGAAGGGGCCAGGGCCUGUUUUCCUUGACUCACUGAAGGUUGUUACAGUACCACUAGAAACUGGUGGAGCUGCAGUUUUUUUCUGGGAAACAGUGUACAGAAAACUGACUGUGUCUCCCACAAAACUAUCCGUCCGAAGAAUGAAAAUUAAGAAAUAUAUUUCAUGUUGUUCCUAAACUGAGGUGGCCAUGGCAGGUAUUAUUUAUUUAAUUUAUAUGCCGCCCACACUACCCAAAGGUCUCUGAGGUGUCUGAGCCUGCCAAAUAACUGCCACAGCUUCCUCACUAAACAGAUGAUAACUUACCUGUUCCACUCCCCACCCCGAGACACAGAUGGUACAAGAUCUGCUACCGGCAAAAUCUGAUUCCUUAAAACGGGGAAUGAUGAUAAUCUUUCUCGUCUAGCUGUUUUGGGCUACAACUCUACUGAUUCCUUGCCACUGGUCACAGUGUCUAGGGCUUCCAGAAGGUGAGGGCCAAAGGUUCCUUACGUGUGAGGAGGCCAAAGGGCCCUUGAGAUUCCAUCCGUUCUCCCUGUGACUGUUUAAAAUAGCUCCUACAAAGCAGAAAAUAAAGGCUUGAGCCCUACUGGUUUGGAAA
Pogona vitticeps (central bearded dragon) is the source of this 5487-nucleotide messenger RNA. RefSeq names its product tubulin folding cofactor D (gene TBCD). Gene Ontology annotation, cellular component: lateral plasma membrane. Gene Ontology annotation, biological process: post-chaperonin tubulin folding pathway; microtubule cytoskeleton organization; bicellular tight junction assembly. Lineage: Eukaryota; Metazoa; Chordata; Lepidosauria; Squamata; Agamidae. Gene Ontology annotation, molecular function: GTPase activator activity; beta-tubulin binding. The record is from RefSeq and is a predicted model, not a curated record.